AUGGCCUUUUCUCUCACGGGAUUAGAGCAAUGGACGACAUGGAUUUUGCUUGGAUUACUGGCAAUAUGGGACUUGGUGGCCGUGCUAUGUCCAUUUGGACCGUUGCGAUUGCUGAUUGAAAGUUCUAGAACACAAGAACGAGAAGUACCAGCACUGUUGUAUUCGGUCAAUGCGGUCUGGUUUAUGAUGGCUUCACCGGAUCAUUUUAGGUUGUCCAACAGUAUGCUUGGUGACGAAGAUCGCACAUUACACAUUCGUCAGUCAGGGUCUAGUUUUAUCCAACAAAACUUUCGAAAGAGUCAUGAUGGGUUUAUGCGCUUACCCGAUGAUAGUCAUGUUACUGUCAAUACAAGUAGCACAGCCCAACAACAAGAAGAAGAUCGUCAUCCAACCAAUGUGACACAAGGGAUAUCAAGUGAUGUUGAAACAACUUCCUUAAAAGUAGAAGCCGAUGAGGAAGACGCUGAGCGAAGCGGACUUAAGCUUGGAUUGGGCGACUUUGUUUUUUAUAGUGUAUUGAUUGCACGUGCAGCAAUGUACGAUUGGAUUACAACCGUGUGCUGUACAAUAGCUGUUUUGACAGGUUUAACGACUACUAUUUUCUUACUUGCGAUAUAUAAGAAGGCUUUGCCGGCACUGCCCAUCUCAAUUGCGUUUGGGAUGCUGUAUUACUUUGUAGCUAAAACUGUACUUGUGCCGUACGUAGCCGCAUUAUGUGUAUUUGGUAUGGUUGGAUUAUAA
This is a messenger RNA of Mucor mucedo, 741 nucleotides long. Its product is annotated as Presenilin-domain-containing protein. Lineage: Eukaryota; Fungi; Mucoromycota; Mucoromycetes; Mucorales; Mucoraceae. Gene Ontology annotation, molecular function: aspartic endopeptidase activity, intramembrane cleaving. Bases 1 to 741 code for a protein of 246 amino acids. The transcript is spliced from 4 exons. Gene Ontology annotation, biological process: protein processing. Gene Ontology annotation, cellular component: membrane; nucleus. The record is from RefSeq and is a predicted model, not a curated record.